AUGAUUUGCCUCCACUCGUUCGUCCUCGCCUUGUCCGCUCUGCCGGCGGUGACUGUGGCUUCUUGUGGCGAUCAGUUUGAUACCGGUUGUUACAGUCCCGCAGAUAUCGUAACCCGAAAUGUCGCAGUAAUCGGAGGCGGAUCGUCGGGGACAUACGCCGCCAUCAAACUCCGAGAUCUGGGCCGGUCCGUUGUCGUCGUUGAGAAGGAGGGACAACUGGGCGGCCACACGAAAACCUACCACGUUCCGGGAACGGGAGGCACGAUUGACUAUGGCGUUCAAAUCUACUGGAACACGUCACUGGUGACAGACUUCUUUGCCAAGCUCAACGUCGCCAUCACCCCAUUCCGUCCUUCCGGCGGCGCUACGACGGUGUACGUUGACAUGGAAACCGGGGAACGCCUCGCAAAUUUCACACCAAGCAGCGACUUGACCGCAUAUCGCGAGCAGCUCGUCAAAUACCCCUACCUCGCGUGGGGUUACAACCUCCCAGAUCCGGUUCCAGACGACUUGGCUCUUCCGUUCGGGCGCUUCAUUACCAAAUACCAACUGGAAGACGUCGCAUUCACGAUUUUCCACCAUGCUGCAGUUGGCGGGUUGGGCAGCAUUCUCCAGAAACCGACCAUCCACGUUCUCAAGGCUCUCAGUGAAGUCGUCUUCCGGGAGGGCGGGGGAGAGGCUUUCGUCACCGCGGCGCACAACAACCACGAGCUCUACGAAAAUGCCCUGACGGCUUUGGGCGAUGAUGUCCUCCUCAACUCCACCGUGGUCGCCGCUACUCGCCCCGAAGAUAGCUCGGCAAGCACGGGUGUCCGUCUGGUCGUACAGACACCGACCGGCAACAAGCUGAUCGUUGCCUCCCAAGUCCUCUUCACCGCCUUGCAAACGGUGGACAACUUGGAGCCCUUUGACCUUGACCAGCAGGAGCGUGACGUCUUUGGCGCGUUCAAUGUCACAGGUUUCUACUCUGGCCUCCUCAACAACACGGGACUGCCCGCCGGAUCCAGCUUCGUCAACGCCGGUGCCAGUACGGAGUACCACAUCCCGGCGGCGCCCGGGCUCUACCACAUCCAGCCGACUGCGACGGAAGGCAUCUGGUCGUUUUGGUACACGAGUGACGGCGUGGUGCCCGAGGCCACCGUCGAGCGCGACGUGCUCGCCGCCGUAGGUGUCCUGACCAACUCCUCUUCUUUCUCCCAGGCGCAGAUCCUCGCCCUCGGGUACCACGCGCCGAUGUACGUCUACCCGUCUGCGGAGAAGGUUCGACAGGGCAUCUACGCCGACCUCGACGCUCUGCAGGGUUACCGAAAUACAUGGUACACCGGCAGCCUAUUUGAACCGGCUGCAGGUCCGCUGUGGGUGUUUACACAGGCGUUGAUCACUAAGAUUGCCGCAACGGUGCAGUGA
Molecule: messenger RNA, 1407 nt
Organism: Chaetomium fimeti
Lineage: Eukaryota; Fungi; Ascomycota; Sordariomycetes; Sordariales; Chaetomiaceae
Exons: 1
Coding region: 1-1407 (468 amino acids)
Molecular function (GO): oxidoreductase activity
Source: RefSeq, a predicted model, not a curated record